ACUUCAUAAGUACUUGACAAACCAUAACAAAAUUUAAUCAUAGUAUUUAUUAUUUUCCCACUUUUUCAAGCUAGGAAGAUAUAUUUCAAAUUUGAAAAAUAAAACGAAAAUCAGCCAAACCGGCGGUUCGGGUCAGCCGGUUUUCACGGUUAACCGGGCGAACCGGUUACAACCCGGCGGGCCAUUUUCUGUAUCGUUUUUGCACUAUCGGGACCGGGGAUAUGGCCGGGUCCGGUUUUUUCCGGUCGGACCGGCCGGUCCGGUCCGGUUUUGAUAACAGUGGUAAAAUCCGAACUCGAAUUUUUUUUAAUGAGUAUAGAUAAAAUCCGAACUCGAAUAUUUUGAGUGACGGGUGGGCAUGAUUUUCUGACUGUUCAACCUGAAUCUGCUCGAUUAUACACAUGCACAUUUUUCUUAAAAAGAAUUUUUUUUCUCAACAUAUUAUAUAUUUAUUAUACAUGGAUAAUAUUUUCAUGAAAUUAUUUGUUAGCUAAUUUCCUUCAUUUUAGUAAUUUAUUGUUUUAAUUUUUCCCUUAUGUAAUCUCAAUUUGUGUGAAAUUCUUAACAUGUUAAUUGAAAUUAUAAAGAGAAACUAUUAGCAAUGAUUAAUCGUGAAUACCCGAAACUCGAUCAAAUAUGAAUAAAAAUACGAACUAUUAUGAGUAGGCUAAUAGCUAUGCAUUAUCCGGGGCCCGACCUGACCCAUUUCGCUCCUAGAUUUCCCAGUCUUAAUUUUGGAAAACAGGUUGCUACACAACUAUCUAACCCCAUCACCAUUCUUUCUCGAUUUGAGGGAAGUAGAUAGAUAGACUAUAAAAGAUUAAGAGAAGAAGCAAGAGGAAAACCCAAAGCUCAUGAUCUACGAAUUUGAAAACGGGGUCAGAAAACCCUUUUCCAUUUUGUGUCAUCGUUAUUAUUUCCUAACACAUCAUCCCCAAAUUUCGCCGUUACAUCUCUAGAGCUCAAGAUAUAAGGUUAGAAAAUUGGGGAUUAGGGUUGGCAGAUUGUGGAUGCAGAUCUACCAGUCAUCAAUCCAAGUACAACCCCUCCUUAUGUUUGUUGUCUCUAGAGGUAGUGUUCCUACCCACCCCAGUUGUCCAUAAUCUCCCUGAAAAUUUCCCCUUCAUGAUUUGUUUUCCUUAAUCACAUGGAAUGCAGCAAAUCGCAAUUCCUUUCCAAUUUAUAAAUGAAAUCGAAAAACCUAAUCCCUUACUAAUUCGCCAAGGAUUCGAUAACUUACUCCUGAACAAACAAUCAUAGACACAAAUAUACAAUAUGAUUCCUAAGCAAUAACUAAAACUCACUAAACAAAUAAUUGAACACUAAUAUUCCAAAAAUAAAAAAAAAUAUAUUAAAAAAAACCAAUCCUCCAAUAAUAUAUAGUAGAGUUUUGUCUACUUUUCUCCAUUUCAAAUUUUCUGCAACGAGAGUGAAAGUAGGAAGGGUAUUUUUGUCUUUACAAUUAAUUAUUUAUUUCAUAUAAAAAAUGUCAAUAUCAGGAUUUGAACCCGGGUCUCUUCUAAUAAAGACUACAAUCACAACCAAUUACACUAAACAAAUUUGUUAUGUCCUUUUUAAUACAAAACAUACAUGAAGUGACACUCUGAAAAUCGGUGGACUAUUCCAUCAUGAAUAGCAAGCCCACUAAGUCUAUAGUAUGUAUUUUUAUGGUGCUUGAAGUUGAUACUGCAAUUUUCAUAGCAGAGUUUCAUGUAUUUUUAUUGAAGAGACUAAUUCUAUUACUACAUGUUGUUUUCUUGCAUUAUUCAAUUUAUAUUUAAAUUUAGUACUUUUUUAUCUUUGCUCUUAACUCUUUCUAACUUCCUCUGAAAUUUUCUCCAUCGUGCAAUAGUUUGCUCCCCUUUCACUUUACAAAUCUGCCUUUGAAAAUCAAUCUUCCGGUAUCUCUUGGCACUACGAUUUUAUUGUUGGGGAUUUAAACUGGGCAAGUAGAAGAUUUCAAAUUCGAUAUCAAUCCAUGGCGAAUAGAAUGGAGUUCAAUAAAUGGAGUUGCAAAAGGAGGAUUAGAAAUUGAAUUUUUGGUUGAAACAUACGCCUCUGGAGGUUGAAGAUAAAGUUGAUAAAAAUUUGAUUGUACAACUAAGGGUGGUGGCUAUUAGAUCUUUAGUUCUAUGGUUUUUGAAGAUAUCACAACUUAUUUCUAUCUUAAAAGACGAAUCAUUAAUUUAUUUACUGAAGUAGGUCGGUCGAUUCUUUAUUCAACCUACUGUGACUGAUAGAUGAGGAGUGUCUAAUUUUGUUCCUUAUACUUUGAUAGAGUCUAUUAGUAUAUUGGAGGUAACCCUAUUUUUGGCGUUUGCUCUCAAGUUUUUAUGGUCCCCUCUUAGCUGAAUUGUUAGUAUAUAGUUGACUUGAAUCAACAACUUUCCGUUUCUUUUUUAUUAGUGGAAUAUUGUUCAUAAAAUGAGAGCAUUGAACCUUUAUGUAGGAAUGCCAAGUUUAAGAUUUAGUUUCAAACUAUCUAUGGUUUGUGUGGGAAUUUCAGUGAGCUUUUCUACUCUAUCUUUCUUGACAAAUGACAAUCAAUUAACCAAUAGCAUUUUACCAGGGACUUAAUUAUCAUUAUGAAAAUGAGAUCAAUGAUACAUUUUUUAUAUUUUAUACUCUUAAAUGAUGAUGAAAUUUCUCCAAAUAUUUUACCUAUAUAUUCUUUCUUUAUGUAUCAUCUCGAUCGAAAGAUUGUCAAUAAAAUUAAAUGGGUUGAUAGAUAUAAAUAUAACAUAAAAAUAUAAAUAAUCAAAUAUGAAUAUUCCGGCCAACGGGCCGGGUUAUAAGAACAAUAAUGAUACACAUCACCCCACCCACCGAACUCGAACAACCUCGUCUCGAGGUUCAAGCUAUGAACACAGUCCGCAACGAAGCCAUGGUAGCCCCCCCACUAACUUUGUUUUGCACUUCUUCCUCUUAUGACAUGGGAGAAUGGAUAAUAAGAGAUGGAGCUUGUGGAACACCACAUGAACUAAGAAGUUCACAUUCCACUAAUCACAUGAUUAUUAAGCACCAACAUCCUUUUCUCCACUUCAACAUCACCUGUAUCCUGUAAAAAAUUCCCUAACUUCCCAUCAAGCUCACCUCUACAAACCCCACAAACAACUCCUCUAAGGACAUGGAUAUAUCAAGGAUAAACGUAAGCUUCCUUCCACCAUCAUUAAAGUCAUUGUUGAUAUCGAACACAUAUAUCUAUUUCACAUUCUCAAUGUUGGCUUCUUCAUAAGACAUAAAAAAGAUCUUUAUACCCAUCGAAUCUCCUUCUCCUUCCAAGAUGAAUUUUAACAUAUUGACCUCUCCAUACAACUCGCUUUGAAGCCAACAACGACUACACACAAUUGAUGACCCAAUUCCACAAUUCCAAGACCCACCACAAAAUCCUCUUUAGCUUCUUGGAUAGAGUCCAUAGUUUUGCUGGCACCAUUGAACAUUCUUAAUCAAAAGGAACCCAACAAGUUUAAAUAGACAUCAUUCAUCACAUUUAUACAUGUCGGGUCUUGGCUAUGGUAAUGAUGAUAAUGUGGCUUCUUCAUAUACUUCCAAUUAACCAAAUACAAAUUGAGUCGGAUAAAUAACUACCAGUCCGACAUUCCAUUCGACAAGCUUAUUAUUCAUAUAGUCGAAUUUUGAGCUCACUCGAACCUCAGUCGUAAGCCUUGGUAGCUUCUUGCAUUGCCUCCACUUGUCAUUGGAAUGACUUAAAUCAUCCUCUUACUCACCAUCCUAACUUCUGAACUCACUUAGCUGACGCCAUGCAACAAGUAGUCGAACCACACGUUGAUUUUCAUUUCACCCAGUAUAUUGGAGAAUUGAUUUAGGAAGCAACAACAACAACAACAACCAAGUCUUCGAUGAACUUUGAAAAUGAGCUGCUGUUGAAUAGAAGAAAAGUAGAGAAAGAGGAAAGUUGCAUGGUUGGGUUUACACAUUUGACAAGGAACGACAUCAUUACACUUAUAUCCAGAAAUAUGGAUAAGAGUAAUUCAUCAUCUUUUUCGUUGCAGAAAACAUGUGAAACUUUAUCUAUACGACUAUACAUAAACAUAAUUGUCACACUUUAGUAUUGUAAUAGUUAAUCAUCCACAUGUAAACAUUGGAUCAGUUAGUUUACUGUAUUUUAGCUGAUUCUAAUCACUCCUCUCUACGUUCGACCUAUAUAUAUAUAUGGACAAUGAAAACCAGAAGGCUCGGAGUUGAGAAACCUUCCCCCAUAGACCCUACAAUACAUUUUCUUCUUGUGGUAUCAGAUCUUGGUUGCUUGUUAACUAGAUCUCAACUAAUUUUCUUUCCAAUUUUUGGUGUUGAUGGCCAGAUCUCAAAAUCCUAUGAGUUGGAUGAUUAUGGAAAUUUGAACCUGUCGCAUUAAACACAUUCCAUCCAUACCUCCACAUUACAACCUCUUAAACUAGUUGAUGGAGCUAGUUCUCAGCACCAAGCACAAGCUUCAGCUCGUUAAUGACGAAGAUGCAAUUUAGCAAUCUUGGUAUAUUUGUAUAAAAUUGUAUUAUGUUGGAUUUUCAACACACUAUCUGAUUGUAUUUGUAUAACAUUGCUCCGGCUAGGUUAUCAAGAAAAAAGUCUCAUUUUCAAAUCCAUGUAGGGUUUGAAUGACAAUUACCAAUAUGCAAGAACCCAAGUAUUGAUGACUGCUCAGCUACCCAACAUUGAGUCUGUUUUCAAACAGAUGGUGCAACUAGAAAGGAAAUUGAAGGAAAUCAUUAUUGGGAAGUCCGGAGUUCAUUCAUUGGCCCUAUGGGCACAUGAACAACAAUUUGGUGGCAAGUCUAGUUAGCCAGCAAGGAAUCAUUGGGAUUAUACCAAUGGAAAAAAAUUGUGUCUAUAUUGCAAUGUUGUCAUACCUAAACCGGAGCAUGACCCGAUAAUGUGAAUGACUCACACUUUAUUGGUCCAACCGGUGUUGGGUCAUUACAAAAUCGUUAGAGAACCGGUACCUUAUAAACAAUAUAUAUUAUCAUAAGUAGAAGACACAUAAAGUAAUAAUGUGUCAAUUUAAUGGCUAAAAUGAAAUUUACUUUGAAUG
Molecule: messenger RNA, 5050 nt
Organism: Linum trigynum
Lineage: Eukaryota; Viridiplantae; Streptophyta; Magnoliopsida; Malpighiales; Linaceae
Source: the annotation of a GenBank genome assembly